Molecule: messenger RNA, 1645 nt
Organism: Scleropages formosus (Asian bonytongue)
Lineage: Eukaryota; Metazoa; Chordata; Actinopteri; Osteoglossiformes; Osteoglossidae
Gene: dynll2a
Product: dynein, light chain, LC8-type 2a
Exons: 3
Coding region: 185-454 (89 amino acids)
Biological process (GO): microtubule-based process
Cellular component (GO): cytoplasmic dynein complex
Molecular function (GO): dynein intermediate chain binding
Source: RefSeq, a predicted model, not a curated record
UCCUCAGCCAAUGGCAGCGCGGGGGGAGUGCGGCAGCGCGCGUGGGGGGCGGGGCAGCGCUUUUUAACCGGAGAGGAAAGCUGCAGCUCCGAACAGCAGGCGAGCGUCGCGUAAAGCACUAACAGCAGUUCGGGACAGCCGCGUGGGGGGAAAGGUGUGUGAAAUAUCAGCGAAAGUGGGCAUCAUGACUGACAGGAAGGCUGUGAUCAAGAACGCUGACAUGUCGGAGGACAUGCAGCAGGACGCGGUGGACUGUGCCACGCAGGCCAUGGAGAAGUACAACAUCGAGAAGGACAUCGCUGCCUACAUCAAAAAGGAGUUUGACAAGAAGUACAAUCCCACGUGGCACUGCAUUGUAGGCAGGAACUUUGGCAGCUACGUGACCCACGAGACGAAGCACUUCAUCUAUUUCUACCUGGGCCAAGUGGCCAUCCUCCUCUUCAAGUCUGGCUGAGUGGCCCCCGUUCCGGAUCGCCCCCUGGACUGUAGUGCACCAGUGGCCGACGCCCACCACACCUUCGCCGCACACUUAAGAUUAAACUAAAGCACCGUGAUACAAAUUGACUGUGGGCGACUGCAUGGGCUCUGUACAAUACUUCAUGUGUGUAUGUUGCAGUAAAUCUAAAUUCCUUUAGUUGUCUGGGGAGGAGAGUCAGCCUUUAAGAACUUUUUUUUUUUUUUUUUCUCUUUUCUUUUUCUUUCAUUAGUACAGUGAACUUGUAAAUGCUUUGUUGGUGGCCUUUAACGAAAAGGAAAAUUAGCGGUGUGCUGAAUCGGAGAAGAAUGUGGUAUCAUGUCCCCUUGGGGUGUGGGUGGUGGACCUGCUGAUCUAAUGUUAGUCACUGCAGUAGUGCUCCAGAUGUUCUUCCUUGUCCUGCCCCCCCCACCCCCUGUACUAUGACCAUUGCGUUUUCCACACUGUGCUGGGAUACCAACUUUGACUUCAGACAUUCACUCAGUGCAGUUUCUUCAUCCUGGUUCAUAGCUUCAGGUCAAUAUUAUGACUUGAGUUCACAGAUCAUUAGCUGCUAAUCUGUAAGAAAUGGAUUCUUCUAGAAUGAGUUGGUGGGAGAACUCUGACCUCAGUGUAAGUAUGAUGAGGCCAGCAUUGGGACAGUUGAUGUAUUCUGACUUUUUUUUUUUUCUUUUUCGAUAUUUGAAGUAAACAAAGUGUUUUCGUGUAAGAGAUGAGGGUGUCGCCACAUCUCGUGCAGUCUGCAGUGCUUCUUCGUUUGCGUACUUCUGCCAUGGAGUAGAGGGCUACAGUUCAACCAAGAUGCUUGACCUGCCUGCUGUGGACUCGAGUCUUCGUAGAAUUCUAAUGUAAGUGAAAUAUGUAGACAUUGUCUUAGUGUAACGGAAGCUAAGGGUGUCUGCUCUGUGAUUCUAGUCCGCUGGCUUUUUUUUUUUUCCUUUCUUUCCCCCCCUCGUUCUCUACAGGAAAUUUCUGUAUCUGUCUUUUGUGUACAUGUGUUCAGUGUCAUUUCAGAGCUAAAAUUAGGGACUCGAACCUUGUCUCUGCCUCUAAUUUAGUUAACACCCUGUUGCGAGCUCAUUCUAGUGUUGAAAAUGUUUUAGCUUCUACCUGUUAAAAGAAAAUCAUGUAAAUGCAAGUAUCUUUCAUUAAAAAUCUUCGAUCGCGUCA